Molecule: messenger RNA, 3489 nt
Organism: Archocentrus centrarchus (flier cichlid)
Lineage: Eukaryota; Metazoa; Chordata; Actinopteri; Cichliformes; Cichlidae
Gene: fhip2b
Product: FHF complex subunit HOOK interacting protein 2B
Exons: 18
Coding region: 178-2283 (701 amino acids)
Source: RefSeq, a predicted model, not a curated record
UAGACCGGAUGUGUUUACGUGGAAGUUUCCGCUUGACGCAGGCCGCUCAGCUGUUAGCGCAGUCGCACACCAUGCUGCAGGAACCCGGGUCUACCCGGACUAACCGGGACUAACUGUGACUAAUCGGGACUAAACAAGACUAACGGACGGCCGGGGUCGCUCAGUUGGGGCGGGAAAAUGGAUACGUUUAGCAAGUUCACGAGCAUGCUGCUGCAGGCGCUGGAGACGAGGGAGCCCACAGUGGAGCUGUUUGACUCGUUUGUUGAUCACUGGAAAUCAAUAACCAGUUAUUAUAUUGAGACAACAGAUGACAGCCGUCCUGUUAGGCAGACGGACAUCCCCUGGCAUCUCAAACAGAUGCUGGACAUCCUGGUGUACGAAGAGAAGCAGCAGGCUGUGGAGGACACAGGAGCCUGUAUGGAAUACCUGCUGCAACAUAAGCUUCUGGAGACUCUUUGCACAUUGGGAAAGGCCCAGUAUCCUCCAGGGAUGUCCCAGCAGGUGCUGCUCUUCUUCUCAAACCUCCUGUCUCAGGUUCAGAAGCCUCUGCUGCAGCUGGUCAACGUCUAUAGACCCGUGCAGAAGCUGAUUGGCCUCUGUGCACUUCCUGGUUCCCACACUGAGAAGGAGGAAGCUCAGUUCCUACUGGUUGUCUGCUCCAGAGUGAAGCAGCAUCCGCACAUGCUCAGAUACAUCUUACAGCUUCCAGACCAACCAGUAGGUGACACACCAAGCUCUGACCAAUCAGAGAACACCAUGCAGGCGUCCAGUCACAGGACAGAUCCUCCGCAGCCCUGCAGCCAGUCAGAGUCAGCUGCCUGCAGCUCUGUCCAAUCAGAAAGCAGUCUGCUGAGGGUGCUGCUGCAUCUCACUAAGAGUCAGAGGAGCUCGGUGUGUCUGAAGGCCCACGAGAGCCUCCUGCUGCUUUCUGGGCUGCAGUCCGGAUCUUCAGGGGAACUUCUGAGCGCUCACACCCAACUGGGAGAGCUGCUGGCUGGGAGGUUGCGGGAGCUCUACACCCUGCUGCCUCUGGAGGCUGUGGACGCUGCAGAGCUGCAGAGCUGGCCGCACACACCGUGGAGCUCUCAGUUCUCUCGCUGCGCUGAUCCCAGCUCACAGUCUGUGGAUCACAUGACCAACUUCUUCUGCUGGUUUGACUUCCUGGAUCACCUGAUGAGAGAGGCGCCACAGGUGUUGUCAGUGAAGUUGGCUCGCUGUGUUCAUCAGCUCUGGUUGGUGGAGCUUCUUCAGCCUCAGCUGCUGGACACGUGUGAGCGGGUGGUUCUGGUCUCCACCUCAGUCCUCUGUGCCUCCGUCAGACUCGUCCGCUCCUCGUCUCUGCUGGAUCAGCUCGUCUGCUUCCUGCUGCGGAGCGACGCCUUUGCUCAGCUGCUGCUACAGCACUGCGACCACAUCUCUGACCAGAUCAGCAUGGCGUCGCUCUCUCUAGUUGAGGAGCUCCUACAGAAGCCUCACAGGGACAUUUUGGACGUGCUGGUGUUGAGUUUCCUGCAGACUCGGAGUUACCUGAGUCCACCUGCUGCAGGACAGGAAGAGCGGCAGGUGGAGAGUGGCGAGGACAGCGAAGACCUGGAGGAUGACCCCUUCUUCUCCGACAGCCUGUCGUUCUCAGACAGCCCCCACCCCCCUCCUCCCCCUCCACCCGGACCGCAGUCAGCUGCUGACGUCGUCAACAGUUUUCUGUGUUUGGUUCCCGUUCAGGUGCGAUCAUCUCAGCUGCUGCAAGAAGGAGGAUACGAGUCGUACGUCCACGACGCUCACACACUGGUGACUGAGUGUCAGGCUCUCUCUUUGUCUUGGGACUGGCCACUCACCCUGCCUCCCCCCGCCCCUCCAUCAGGUAAGGACUCCGUCUCCUUCUUCGAAGGUCACCUGCUGAAAGUUCUCUUCGACCGUCUCGGACGCAUCCUGGAGCAGCCGUACGAGUUGAACCUGCAGCUGACGGCUGUUCUCUCCAGACUGUCGGCCUUUAGCCACCCUCUGCUGCACGAGUACCUGCUCAACCCCUACAUACACCUGUCUCACUCCUCCAGAUCACUCUUCUCCGUCCUCAUCAGGGUGAUGGGGGAGCUGAUGCAGAGGAUCCAGCAGGUUUCUAACCUGACCGACAGACUGCUGAACACUAGGAGAAACCUGCUGGGACUGGACCACGACGCCAGACUGGAACACCUGACCCUGCUCAAAGGAGUCAUCAUCCUCGAGGAGUUCUGCAAGGAACUUGCCGCCAUCGCCUUCGUCAAGUUGCCUUUGGACCAGGACUGACUGACUCACCUGGAUAACCUGGGUCUUGUACUUUGAAGUACAGAUUAAAAACUAAACAUGGGUCACAUGCUACAAGUACAUCUGAUUUCAGCAUCUCCAUCCUGAGUAGACAGCAACAGACACACCUGAGACAGGUGCACCUGGACGAACGAAGCAGACUCAGAACCUUCCAGUGGUUCUUUAAGGAUUCUUUUAUAGCAAGAAACUGACUGAAGCCUUGGUGUUGUUUCUGAAUGCCUCGCCAUCACUCUGCAGGUGAACAGCGUCUGAUUGGUCGGCACAUUUAUUUAUGUUUUUAGUGUUUAACCAACUUCAAAUAGGAAGCAGCAGCACGACCCCUCUAAACGUGUCACUUGCCUUGUAAAACCUGCUGCGGUCAGUUCUCAUUGGACAGCCGUACAGCGUAUGCAGCAUGAUGUCAGAACAUCACAACUAAAGUCUUAUGAGGUCAGAGUUCAGUGAGUUUGAGUAAACACAGACUGUCCAAUCAAAAUAAGCAACACCUGUCAUGUGAUAUGAUGUCAUUGGCUGUGUGGUAGCUGGUCCUCCAACCAGCAGCUGACGAUGUUUGAUAACAAAGCGUUGAGUCAGGGCUAAAGUGGACUGUCACCUUCAGUUAUUGAGACAUUAAAUCUAAUUGACUGUAGUCACAGUGACAUCACUCAUUGGUUAGCACAGUCCUGUUGGAGCAAGGAGGCGGGGUCUGACUGAGAAACCCUCGCCGUAGCCCUGAAUGCUGCACGUCAGUCACUCCGCAGCCAUCUUAGUAUCAUGGCUUUGUUUUUGGUGACCUCAUCAGAACGCCUUUACUCGUGAUGUGUUCAGGGGGAGUCUUUUUUUUUUUUUAUUUAAACACAAUGCAUCAGGAAAACAAAUUGUGAACAUUUAAAGGCUGAAAAAUCACUUUGUGAAGUAAAAACUCACAAAAAUGUAAAUACUUCCACAGAUUUUUAAUGGUUUUUUAAAAAAAUAUAUAUUUAAUACUGAACUCUCUGGGCUCCAGUACUGAAGCCUGACACCUGCAGGAACUACAUGGUACCCUUUGACCUUUACUCUAGGGUCAUGUUGAAGUUGGUCUUCUAUUUGGGGAGGACAACGUGUCCAUGUACUUUUGGUCAUUGUGUGUCAGAAAUGGGCUUAAAUUUAAUUUCACUUUUCAUUAAAAAAAAAAAAAAAAAAGGAGGUCAGUUGUCCAAAAACUUUUGG